Molecule: messenger RNA, 860 nt
Organism: Ilex paraguariensis (yerba mate)
Lineage: Eukaryota; Viridiplantae; Streptophyta; Magnoliopsida; Aquifoliales; Aquifoliaceae
Source: the annotation of a GenBank genome assembly
AUGGCAGAAGAAACCUGUUUCAUGAGAGAGCACCAUCCGAUGAGUGGAUAUAAUGGUAGCUACUGCAGGUGUGUUGAUCUUGAUGACAGUGGGCUGAAAAUGCUACAUGAUUUAAAAUCUCAAAGCAAAUUCCUUCUCAGAACGGUUGCUAUCCCAGUGGUUCCCACUAUCAGAGUUUUGGUUACUUUUACAAAAUUUGAGGAAUUAGAGCCGUUGGAUGAGUUCUCAACACCCCCUUCAAGUCCUACUGCUUCAGGCAGGGUGAGCCCAGCAGUGAUGCAGUCCACUAGCUCAUCUUGGUUUCAGUGGAUGAAAACCCCCUAUCGCCUCCCGAGUUCUUCCACUGUUAGUGCAAGCAGUCGGAUAGAAAACAUUCAAGACCCAUUUGCAAUUCCUCCAGAUUACACAUGGAUUACAGCUGAGGCAAAGAAAAGAAAACUGCAGGAGAAGAGCAAAUCAAAGAAAGGGAAAAGACAAUCAGUAGCUUGAGAUGAGACUAUGGUCCAUGUUGUAUGAAGUAGAUUUGUAUUGCUAAACGGUCUGGACUUCCCGGGUACGACGGAGUGAGAAAAUUGUUUUAUUGAUCCACUAAUCUGCAAUACUUUAUGUGCAAGAGGUCAGUGUCAUGCUGCUUCAUAUAGAUGUGAUGAUCUCUUGUUGGAUGAAAAUCUUGUAUAUUAUUGAGGGGGUAUAAAAAGUUGGAAUUCUUGCAAAUGUUUGUAACCAAGACGGAAGAUUUGUUUCACUUGUGGUGGAUGAUUCCACCAUUUACAUUACUUGAUUACUUCUUUCCACAGUGUGUUCUGAUGCAAACUCACUUGUUUAUUGCUGACAAGAUGACAGAUUUUGUUGCAACUGUG